Molecule: messenger RNA, 839 nt
Organism: Mauremys mutica (yellowpond turtle)
Lineage: Eukaryota; Metazoa; Chordata; Testudines; Geoemydidae
Product: olfactory receptor 7G2-like
Exons: 4
Biological process (GO): G protein-coupled receptor signaling pathway
Cellular component (GO): membrane
Molecular function (GO): olfactory receptor activity
Source: RefSeq, a predicted model, not a curated record
GGGAGACGCAGCCUGCCAUGGAGAAGGAUACAAAUAUGAGGAGCUGUCGGCACUUUAUAAACAGAGGGAGAAGAGCGUGUUCAAAGCAGAUUGUGGCAGCAUUUUCAUCCAUUCAGGUAGAUGCAGGUCACUAUACUGAUUAAAUGCAGUUUCUGCAGAAUGAUGAGAGACAAGAACCUGAGUGGUGGAACCUGAGACCUGGCAGCCAAACUCUGAGACAUAUGAGCUCAUCGCUUCAAGCUUCUCCUGUGGUUACAGUGAUCUACAUGGCAACCGUGGCCGGGAACAGCCUCGUCAUGGUGCUAAUUGUAGCUGAUCAGCACUUUCACACCCCCAUGUAUUUCUUCCUGGGGAACUUGUCCUGCUUGGAGACCUGCUACACUUCCACCAUCCUGCCCAGGAUACUGGUCAAUCUCCUGACUGGAGACAGAACCAUCUCAGUCAGUGGCUGCAUCACACAGCUGUAUUUCUUUGGUGGUCUGACAAUUCAGGAGGAACUGCCCAGACUCAGGCCUGAUCUACACUACAAAAUUAGGGUUUGUUGGAUACAUCUCAUGGCAAAGGCAAGCUGGGAUAAUAAAACGUCUGUCACGGAAUUCAUCCUCCUGGGAUUCGGAGAUCUCCCUGAGCUGCAGACCCUUCUCUUCCUCCUGUUUCUGGUGAUCUACAUUGUCACCAUGGCUGGGAACAUCCUCAUCUUUGUGCUUGUUGUGACUGAUCAGCACCUUCACACUCCCAUGUACUACUUCCUGGGGAACCUGUCCUGCUUGGAGACCUGCUGCAGCUGCACCAUCCUGCCCAGGGUGCUGGCCAGUUUCUCAACAAAGACAACUGAAAUG